Messenger RNA from Arachis ipaensis, 990 nucleotides. RefSeq lists its product as uncharacterized. Lineage: Eukaryota; Viridiplantae; Streptophyta; Magnoliopsida; Fabales; Fabaceae. The record is from RefSeq and is a predicted model, not a curated record.
AUGAUUGAUCUUGUCCAACGAAGCACUAAAAAAGUCAAGGCACGAGAUGUCGAUCUUAACCAAUCAGGGGACGCAAUAGAAAUUCGUACUGACAAUGUUGAGAAAAUGGUGAUGAAGCCUAAGAUAUCAUAUAAAGAAUCUCUCCUAGUUGCACCCGAGUUGAUACGUGAUGAAAAUAAUGUUUUAAACAAUAGCAUCACGGAGGAUGGACCUAAUUCAGAGGAUCGAUGGUACAGAGAAGACGAGGACUUAUCGAUUAAGGAUAAAGCUUUCGAUCCUUGUCUGGAAAUUAAAGUUUCAAAAGAAGAAUUUAAUGAAUGGUGCAAACCCUGGCAUGUUACUUUCAUUGUCAAAAUACUCGGAAAAAUAAUCCAUUUAGGAACCAUGGAGCAACUUCUGAAUAGAGAUUGGGCAAAUAAAGGUAAGAUUAAUGUUAUUGAUAUGGAUCGUGAUUAUUUCUUAGUUCAUUUUGCAGAAGAAGAUUAUUCUCACGCCCUUCUUGGAGGACCUUGGAUGGUGGCGGGACACUAUUUGAUAGUUCAAAGAUGGAGACCUUUCUUUUUGUCUUUAGAACAGCAAGUGAAAAAAGUUGCAACGUGGAUUCAUAUUCUUAAUUUGCCUAUUGAACUAUAUAAUCAUCAUUUCUUAUGGAGGGUACGGUCGACCAUCGGAACUAUAUUGAAGGUUGAUAAAGCUACAUCGAUUCAUUCGAGAGGACGCUUCGCAAGGAUAUGUGUAGAAAUUGACUUAUCAAUAAAAUUGAUCCCAAAAAUAUCUGUUCUGGGAAACACUCUAAACAUUGAAUAUGAGGGCCUUCACCUGAUUUGUUUCAAUUGCGGGGUUUAUGGCCACCGCUCUGAGUUAUGUGGAGAGGCAUCUGUUAUCAGGGAGGAUCAUCAGGCGGAGGUGGCGAAAGAGAAACAAGUGGUUUUCGAUGGUGACGCAAUUGUUGAUAGCCAGGAAAGGCAAGAGGAGAUCUCAGGUGAUUGA